UUAUUUAUUCUGUGCUAAAAUGCGGAAGAAAUUUGUGAAAUUGUUUAGGUUUUGCUAUUUGCAGGGACACGCGAGGUUUUUAUUGCCACUCUUUAUGGCCACUGCAAUGAGUGUUCCGAUUCCUAACAGCUAUGAUAGACACGUAUACAGGUACACUCACUUCCCCGCAACACGAUAUGUUCGUCAAAUUAUGCCUCUCUACGUAAGGCAAAAUAGAGCCAAUUAUAUGCCAGAAGAAAACAUUUACAACAGGGAUGUAUUCAAAACCGAGCAAGAGGAGCCUAAAGAUAGUCAAUUUUCAGGCUCCCACGUUCAACAUUUUAAACAUGACCUCGAAGGUGGAUACGAAAAACACUUGGGCGUUGAAUUGGAUAGCGGUGGGGAGAGCGAACAAAGCGUAAACGAUUAUCAAGUUUUAGGUAACGACGAUAAAACUGUUACGGUCAUAAAGAAAGUCGCGGUACCGUACCCUGUAGAAAAGACUAUCCGGUAUCCUGUGGUGAAGAAAGUAUUAUAUCCGGUCAAAGUGCCGAUUCCGCAGCCGUACGCGAUCGAAAAGCAAAUACCGUAUCCCGUCAAGGUCUUCGUUAAAGUUCCUAUAAAAAUUCCAAAGCCGGUGCCGGUCGUCAAGGAGGUCCCAUAUCCGGUUAAAGUGCCGGUGGACCGUCCUGUACCGGUCAAAGUGUACGUCCCGCAGCCGUAUCCGAUCGAGAGAAAGAUACACUACGAGGUGAAGGUCCCAGUACCGCGGCCGUUCCCUAUAGAACGAAAAGUGCCGGUACCGGUGAAGAUACCGGUACACGUACCUCACCCCUAUCCAGUUGAGAAAAUCAUUCAUUAUCCUGUCAAGAUCCUGGUGGACAAACCGGUACCGGUUCCGGUAUCAAAGCCAUACCCAGUACCAAUCGCGAAGCCAGUUCCGUAUCCAGUCGAGAAGCCGGUGCCGGUUCCGGUCAGAGUGAAGGUGGAGAGACCGAUACCGAUUCCGGUGGACCAUCCGGUACCGGUCAGGGUAAAGAUUCCCGUACCGGCGCCAUAUUUAGUCGAGAAACAAGUACCGUAUGCCGUAGAGAAAUUCGUGCCUGUACCGAUAAAGAUACCAGUGGAGAGACCUGUGCCGAUUCACGUGAGCAAGCCGGUCGAGUAUCACAUUGAGAAACUUGUUCCCUAUCCGGUUAAGAUACCGGUCGCGGUGCCGAUAGACGAAGGUAUCAAACACCGAUAG
Vollenhovia emeryi is the source of this 1225-nucleotide messenger RNA. RefSeq names its product proline-rich protein 4-like. The record is from RefSeq and is a predicted model, not a curated record. The coding region runs from base 20 to 1225 and encodes 401 amino acids. The transcript has 2 exons. Lineage: Eukaryota; Metazoa; Arthropoda; Insecta; Hymenoptera; Formicidae.